Homarus americanus (American lobster) is the source of this 3731-nucleotide messenger RNA. It is a transcript of the gene Rcd-1, whose product is annotated as CCR4-NOT transcription complex subunit 9-like. Gene Ontology annotation, biological process: negative regulation of translation; mRNA catabolic process. The coding region runs from base 66 to 998 and encodes 310 amino acids. Gene Ontology annotation, cellular component: CCR4-NOT core complex; CCR4-NOT complex; P-body. The record is from RefSeq and is a predicted model, not a curated record. NCBI's taxonomy places the organism in Eukaryota, Metazoa, Arthropoda, Malacostraca, Decapoda, Nephropidae. The transcript is spliced from 7 exons.
GUUGACGGAGGAGGGAACUACGUGUGUGUUUAUGUUUGCCGACUGACUGAGGGCUGAUCCCCACCAUGAAUCCUUUAGGGAAUGCUCAGGGUACAGCCCCAGGUCAGAGGUUCUUGGGUGCAGGCAGCGGCAUAACAAGUGCUGAACGAGACAAGAUCUACCAGUGGAUCAUUGAACUUGCAAACCCUGAUACAAGAGAAAAUGCUCUCCUUGAACUGAGUAAGAAGCGUGAGUCCGUCCCCGACCUUGCACCACUCUUGUGGAACUCCUUUGGAACCAUCGCCGCCCUCCUGCAGGAGAUCAUCAAUAUCUACCCUGCUAUUAACCCGGCCACUCUCACAGCUCAUCAGAGCAAUAGAGUCUGCAAUGCUCUUGCUCUUCUUCAAUGCGUAGCUUCACAUCCGGAAACACGAUCUCAGUUCUUGGCAGCUCACAUUCCCCUGUACCUGUAUCCAUUCUUACAAACCGUCAGCAAAACUCGACCCUUUGAGUACCUGCGUCUCACGUCGCUAGGUGUCAUCGGUGCUCUGGUUAAGACGGACGAACAAGAGGUAAUAAAUUUCCUGUUGACUACCGAGAUCAUCCCACUGUGUUUGCGCAUUAUGGAGUCUGGGUCAGAGCUGAGCAAGACAGUGGCUACCUUCAUCCUGCAGAAGAUCCUUCUUGAUGAGACCGGACUCAACUAUAUUUGCCAGACUUAUGAGCGAUUCUCCCAUGUGGCCAUGAUCUUGGGCAAGAUGGUGAUUGCUUUAGCCAAGGAACAGUCUGCACGGUUGCUGAAGCAUGUUAUACGCUGCUACUUGAGGCUGUCAGAUAACCCAAGAGCAAGGGAAGCUUUACGUCAGUGUUUACCAGACCAGCUGAAGGACCAGACCUUUGCUGCCUGCCUCAAGGAUGAUAAAUCCACUAAACAUUGGCUGCAACAGCUCCUGGCCAACUUGGAGUCCACAGCUGCUGCUGACCCCCGAAUUGCCCUCCCUCCCCUAGCAGCUCAGUGAAGCAGGAGAUUGUGGGAUUUGAGAGGACUUGGCCACAGUUGUGUCAGUUAAUGAUGCUGUGAUUUCAAGUCAUCUUUCCCAUCUAUGACAUACAUGCAUCUCUUGCUGUUAGUGGUGCCAUGAUCAAAUGUGUAUCCUUGGCUACAGUAAGAUUUAUAGAUGGUGGUGCUGUGAUCAAGGACAUCCCGUGCAAUCGCGUCUUGUGCAGGCAGUGCUGUGAUAAAAUGUACAUUCUUCUGUGCAGUUAUAUUUCCCAGUGAUGCUCGCAGCUUGCUGUACAGCCAGGCUGCUCCGAGGUUAUGAUGAAAGGGAAUUUUCUAAAUGUCCCUUUUAAAUACCAAACAAUUCCCCUCCUUCCCGUAGGUGCUCUGUCACUUUAAGACAAACUUUAUGAUGCUUGAUUGAUCAGUUUGAGCAUUUCUAAGGGAAUUUGUAUAUGUAAAUAAUGCCAAAACCAAUUAUUUUUAAGGCUGCUGAGUGUAGAAAAACUGGUGAAGUUAACCAUAGUUAUUAUAUACAGUAUAUAUAUAUUUCUAAGAACUUUGAAAUAAAUAUUAUUCUUGUCCAUUGCAUAAUAGCAAAUCAGAGCAAGAAGUGACUCUCUUCUCCAAUAAAGAUGUUUUUCCAGUGGAGUGAGAAGCAAUGGUUUCAUCAGUCAUUUUGAAAAAAUAUUUUAAAGAUAAUGUGUCCCUUCUGAGAUAUCUAAAUGUAAAUGAGGGUUAAUAUAUGUUGUUCUCUCAUGUAUUGUACCUGGUAUAACUAAACAUUCAUAUCUGAGGACAAGAUGAGUUGACAAUGAAAUUACAGUACAGUACUGUAUUGUGUUAUAGUUUAUACCAACCAAGAAAUAAUUAAUGUUGUUAACCAGACACUGUACAGGCAUCUCUCGUUUAACAAUAGAGUUGUGUUCUUCAAAGAACUAACAUUAAGUGAAAUUAUCGUUUAAUGAGGGAUAACAACAAAGUAUGGAGGGUGAACAACAGGUUCAAACGGCAGGGCUGUAAACACUGAAUAUGCAAUACUGUACUCCCUAGUAUUAAUAAUAAAUGAGAUAGUUAUAAAUGGUUUUGAAGUUAAGCAAUUGAUUGAUUUAUUAGCUCCAAACUCCUAUAUAAAUGAUGUGGUUCAGAGUUAAACAAUUUAGUGAGCAAAAGGCGAGCCAAAUUCGAACAAAGAUUGCUAUGAUAAACAGUAAAAUUGAUACAUAACGUAUUAUAAGAUACGACAGCACAUAUUUUAUGUACAAAAAAUAGCUCCUUCCACACUCAAGCUAUCCUCUGGGCGACGUGACACAGAGACGUAUGGUUGCUGCCGCAGAGGGAGUCGGUACACGGCUGGGCUUGCAACGCAGCUACAGCCCACUGCCUCAGUUACGUUCACUUCACACAUAUAUUGUACACGCCCAUGCUCUUCAUUUUUCUUAUUUUAUAGUUUUAUAUUAUAUUUUCUUUAUUUCUAAGCCACAUUAGAGUAUUGUAAUGAUUUUUCCACAACUUUUAUAGUUCCAUUACAUGUAACAAUGGCACCAUGCCAUCUCACAAGCCACCUCAUCCCCAUUUUUUUUGCCCAUUCCACUGUGUCAAACUAUCACUAUACUGAAUAUUAAGUGAGAAAGGGUGUCCAAUAAAUUUUAUCGCUCAACCGACUUAACGUUAAGUGAAUUGACACUAAACGAGGGAUAUCUGUACUUGUGUUUGAUUUGAUCUGGGUUUAGUUGUCUGGUUCUGGUUCAUAAGAAAGGAAACCUUCAGGCAACACUUCUUGGCAAUGACAGAUCUUAUACAUGUUCUACUUAUAAUAGUGUUGGAACUCUGGUGUGGUUAAGCAUACAGCUCCUGCAUGAAUUAAAUAUGUAAAGCAUUAGGCUACUGAACUGUGCCAUAUAUAAUUAAAUUCAUGGGGUAAAAACAAAACAAAGGUGGACAGAAUAUGGUGAAACUGUACAAAUGAAAUUCACCUUUUUGCCAGUACAGUAAUAAGUUUAUAUAUGUGUAAAUUGCUUGGAGCUCAUGUUAUUAGGGCGGUGACAUGUGAAUGUGACCAGAACUCUCAGCAGGGUGAGCUUGGUCUCGUACAGUUUUGUGAAUGGUAACACAGCUUGAGGAACCCAUGGCUGUUCUAUACUAUAGUACUUGCUUCUUGGUAUUUUGGUUCAGAUAAUCUAGUCUCAUUUGGAAGGUUUGUAAUUGUUGGAGGUCUUCAGAUAAUUGCCAACUUUAUAAGCGAUAUUGAAGAGUAUAUACCAAGGAGGAGGUUCGUAAAUACAAAUUGAAUGAGAACUAACUACUGUAGGUAAAGUCCAAAUACUGCUGUCUAUUGCUUUUAGUGUUGUGUUCAUGUACUCCUUGACAACAGGCUGUAAUAUGUGACUUAAAGAGACGUAUUCCACUAUAUUUACUCAGCUGAGCAAGUUUUUCUUUUUUAUUUUCAAGAAGGAAUAUAAUAUUUUAUGUAGAGCUUGUACUUAUGUAGUAUUGAAGCAAGCAGUGAUAGUCUCCCUCUUGUAGCCUCACAUUACACAAAUUUUUCGACACACUGUGAUGAGGUAGAGUGAAAUUAAUGUAUAUGUCAUUGCCAGCUCAAAGAAUGGUAAUUAUUGUUGAUUUUGUGCUGGUUCACUUGACACUGGUUACUUCACUAUACAGGUUGACAACCCUUUAUCCGAAAUUCCAAAAACCGAAAAGCUCUAAAAACCGAAAGUUUUUUUGGAGGGCAAUUUUUUUUUUUUUUAAA